CCCCUCCAGGGCGGAGCGGGCCGGGCAUCACGUGCUGCUCCGCAGAGGCCGGGCGGGCUGCGAGCAUCCCCCGAGCUGCGGCGAGCGGGGCGGUAACGGCGGGGAGCAGGAAAGAUUGGGAUUGGUGUUAUAGAGAAUACACAAGCAUUCCACAAUGGAAGAAAGGGCAAAUGGUACAGUGGCUCAUAACUCACUGGCUGAAUACUCUCCCAUCAAGGAAGCGGGCAAGCCAGAUUCAAGUGACAGCUGUGAAAUGUAUGAAAGAAACAAAGAAACAAUGCAGCUGAAGAAAGAAAUCUCUUUGCUUAAUGGAAUCAGCCUCAUUGUAGGCAACAUGAUUGGUUCAGGUAUCUUUGUGUCACCUAAAGGAGUUCUCAUCUACAGUGCCUCCUAUGGAUUGUCGCUAAUAAUCUGGGCAACCGGGGGGAUUUUUUCAGUGUUUGGAGCACUCUGCUAUGCUGAACUGGGAACCACUAUUAUCAAGUCAGGAGCCAGCUAUGCAUAUAUCUUGGAGGCCUUUGGGAGCUUUGUUGCUUUUAUUCGCUUAUGGACCUCAUUAUUAAUUGUUGAGCCAACUAGUCAGGCAAUUAUUGCAAUAACCUUUGCUAACUACAUUGUGCAGCCUGUCUUCCCUUCUUGUGAGCCUCCUUAUGUUGCCUGUCGUCUCAUCGCAGCUGCUUGUAUAUGUCUUCUAACAUUUAUAAAUUGUGCCUGUGUUAAAUGGGGAACAAGGGUGCAGGAUGUAUUCACGUAUGCUAAAGUCAUUGCCCUUAUUGUCAUCAUCAUAACAGGAAUUGUUAAACUAUGCCAGGGACAUUCAGGACACUUUCAGAACUCCUUUGAGGGAUCUUCUUGGGACCUAGGAGACAUUUCUCUUGCACUGUAUUCUGCUCUGUUCUCUUACUCAGGCUGGGAUACCCUUAAUUUUGUAACAGAAGAAAUAAAAAACCCAGAAAGGAAUCUGCCACUGGCUAUUGCAGUUUCUAUGCCCAUUGUGACGGUUAUCUAUAUUUUGACCAACAUAGCUUACUAUACAGUGCUGGAUAUUAAUGCUGUUCUUUCUAGUGAUGCUGUGGCGGUGACAUUUGCUGACCAGGUGUUCGGCAUUUUCAGUUGGACAGUUCCUGUUGCUGUAGCUGUUUCAUGUUUUGGUGGACUUAAUGCAUCAAUUUUAGCAUCAUCUAGGCUAUUUUUUGUAGGAUCCCGGGAAGGUCAUCUCCCUGAUCUAUUGUCCAUGAUCCAUAUAGGGAGGUUCACACCUGUACCAGCACUACUCUUCAAUUGUACUAUGGCCCUCAUUUAUCUGACUGUAGAAGAUGUCUUCCAGCUUAUUAACUACUUCAGUUUCAGUUACUGGUUUUUUGUGGGACUAUCAAUAGCUGGGCAAUUAUACCUCCGCUGGAAGGAACCAGAUCGACCCAGGCCUCUCAAGCUGAGCCUAUUUUUCCCAAUAGCUUUCUGUGUAUGCUCAGUAUUUCUGGUGGUGGUGCCUCUAUAUAGUGACACCAUUAAUUCAUUGAUCGGAAUUGGCAUUGCUAUAUCUGGAAUUCCAGUCUACUUCAUUGGAGUCUACUUGCCCAUUUCCAGAAGGCCUCCAUUUAUCAACAACAUCUUAGGUGCUAUCACUCGAGCCACCCAGGUGCUUUGUUACAGUGUUUUGACAGAGAUGGACAGUGAAGAUAAGAAAUUAGAGACCAAAUCUAUCUAAAAAUUUUAAGCAGUUCCAAAAACAGCAGAGAACCAAGCAAAAGUUGCGAACAGAAACAGAAGAGGAUCAACAGGGAAUAUGGGGCAACUGAAGAACCAUUGGAGCCAGGAACAGAUAUACCAGCUAUUACUGAAGAGGGAUGCUUGGGUGCAUCAUACUCCCUGCCAUGGUCUGUAGUUAAAGUACUGUCAAUUCACAUUAUUAUGGGUAAUCAUUAACCAGUCACUUCAGACAUGGAAACAGAGUCUGCACUAUUUAUUAUAGUUUGAGGCCAAUGGAAAAUCUCGUAGAAAUGGGAUUUUAGUAGUAAGAGGGGAAACAGAUUCUAUAAUAGUAGAGCUGAGUGAUCACAUUAAACGUACUUUGGAGAACUAGGUAGCAGAAUAAUGAAUCAUUUUAAGUACAAUUCAAAACUACUCCAAGUCAGAAGUGACCAAAAGCCUUUCGUAUCUGAUGGAUGCUCAGUGGCCUAUGUGAAGUGACUUGCUUGGGAAUCUGCCCCUUAUCCCAGUAGAUAAGCAUCCAUAACAAACAUUCAUCAUUGGCAGUUGCAGCAGAUUGAAUCGGCAUAUAAAGAUUGAUCUACCCUUUCUCCUCUAGAAACUAUCAUUUCAGUGAAAAGUGGUGGGGUCUGCAGAGAGAGAACUCCAAUCUCCAAAGCUGUUUUAUUCUGCACCUUUCACAUGCUCCAAAUUGCCUUUUCACAGAAAAAACUUAGACUUGAUUAAAAUGUUAACAUUUACCUAUGGAUUGUUACCUGUUUUGUGGUGGUGAUUGCUUUGUUUCUAACUGGUUCAAAUAGAACCCCAAAAAGUAAAAUACGUAAGAGGCAAAAACUUUAAUAAAGUUUCCAUAUUUAAUUGUUUCUUAAAUGAGUUUACAAGCACUGUUACAGCAAAGAGACCAGAAAUUCUAGUUUCUGAUUUUCAAUACUGUUCACCAGAGGCAGUACUUUUACAUAUUAUAAAGACUUUAUAGUAGAACUAAUAUGUAAUUCCGUGGCUGUCAUCUCAGUUUGAAAAUUUAGAUGUAUAAUAGUGACUGGCACAGAAGAGAAAUCUAUUUGUACAUAGCAUUCAACUGUGAGAAACAUUGUAGGGAAAGGGGAAAUACAUUCUUGAUCUGAUGUGCUAUUAGUUCACCUCAACAGUUAGUAAUAAAUACUAGAAAUAAUUGUACUACUGAAGUAAAGAUCAAAUCACCUUCAAGAUACUGAGGUUCUUCUAAUCAUACCUUCUUGCUGGGUCUGCUCCUAGUCACUUUACAUACCAAUGUUAGACAAUAUUGUAAAUAUAACACUUAAGUUGAGAGCUGAAACACCUGGGUAUCAUUUGUUUUUAGAGGUUCAAAAUUUGAGAUGAUUAGCGGGACAGCAAACUGUAGUCCUGUGGUGCAAUAUGAAUACAUGUCUGCUUAUUUGCCUGUGCUUGAGAGAUUCAAAUACACCUCUACCCUGAUAUAAUGCGGUAAAGCAGCGCUCCGGGUGGGCAGAGCUGCACGCUCCGGAGGAUCAAAGCAAGUUCGAUAUAAUGUGGCUUCAUCUAUAACACGGUAAGAUUUUUUUGGCUUCCGAGGACAGCGUUUUAUCGGGGUAGAGGUGUACUAUAAAACCAAUUUUGUUGCAACUAUAGCUAAAUUAAGAUGAAAUACAGCUGCAAAAAUGGGUCUUGUAUCCUGCCUUCUUUGUGGCACAGUGGGAUGACCCUGUUUUGCAAUCUUGUUAAAUUUUUUAUACUAUCUAUAUCUCAACUUCUUAUUUAAAACAUUAGGCUAUUUUUUUUUAAACUAGGUAAACUGGAACCUUGCAAUCUUAGUUACUUUCUAUUCCAUGCUAAUUUAUUUCUCUGUAGCUGAAGAGUGAGGUUUAAAAUAAAUCCCAUUGCACGCUGAAUUGAAAGGCUCUUUCUUUUGGAAUCUAAAAUCUCUAACUAUAUUUUAAAACAACAUCAGAGGUAUUUAGUUCUCUGGCACUUAUUUUAAGUGUGCCAUAACUUCUACCUUGUCUCAAUUGUGGUUUUAUUUUUUUAUGUAAACUUGCAGGCUUUUACUAGGUUUAGAAAGCAGUACAUUUAAUUUACCAUCUUAUUCCUAGUAAAUUGAAGCAAAGUCCAGUCCAGGCGUUGAUUUAAACCUCAAACCUUUUCCUUGUUUUCCUGACCAUUUAAUAAAAAGUGGCAUUUAACACUUAAA
Molecule: messenger RNA, 3898 nt
Organism: Chrysemys picta bellii (western painted turtle)
Lineage: Eukaryota; Metazoa; Chordata; Testudines; Emydidae
Gene: SLC7A6
Product: solute carrier family 7 member 6
Biological process (GO): amino acid transmembrane transport
Cellular component (GO): membrane
Molecular function (GO): L-amino acid transmembrane transporter activity
Source: RefSeq, a predicted model, not a curated record